Molecule: messenger RNA, 1007 nt
Organism: Oxyura jamaicensis (ruddy duck)
Lineage: Eukaryota; Metazoa; Chordata; Aves; Anseriformes; Anatidae
Product: hepatitis A virus cellular receptor 1-like
Exons: 4
Coding region: 271-972 (233 amino acids)
Source: RefSeq, a predicted model, not a curated record
GCCACGAGAAGAGGGGAAGGCCUGCAGGUCUGCUCAACGUUUAGUUUGCUUCUCACCUGGAGGAGGUCAGCAACACCUCGGCAAGCCCUGCUGCUGUCCCCGAAUAUAAACCCCCCUUUGUCGGGAGGAGGCCGAUCUGCCCGAGCCGCAUGAUCAGCAUCAGCUGACAGCACUGGGCACGGACCCAGGGCAGGAUAAGCAGUUAGCCGUGGGAGAUCAGCCGGCCGCUGGGCCUGCCUCUCGACCAGCUCCAUUGUUCCUCAAGGAAAAAUGAGUGCCUGGCCCUCGCCUCUGCUCUGGAGCUUGGCCACGACGUGUCUGACAGGUAUUGCUUUAGGCCAGCUGACCACUACCCAACUCCCUGUUACAUCAACCCCGCUGCCUCCCAGUGCCACCACGACCUAUGCCUCCACACCCCCAGCUGCUGGGGGGGUGACCACCACUGCAAACCUCAUCACGGCCACAGCUGUGCCAUCUGCAGACCCCAGCACAAAAACGCUUGCUCCAGCUCUGCCCACCACCCUGCCAGUGACCGCACUCACCUCUGGGAUCGCGACCACCUCUCACGCACCCACAGCCACAUCCACCAGUGCCUCGGCCACCCCUCCAGAUGUCACCACGUCUCCUGGGGAUCUGCCAACAGCUCCGUCCCUCACCACCGCUGUGCCCUCAAACUGCAGCAGAGUGAAUGUGACAGCCUGUGCACCUUGCUCCCCAGGGACGUUUCCCAGUGAUGAUGCCUGGAACUGCUCGUGCUGCACAGGGGGCUCGUGCACGGACCCCGGUGCCUGCGUUCCCUGCCCGGUGGGGCACUACCAGCCCGCGUGGGGACAGCAGCAGUGCCUGCCGUGUCCGCAGGGACACUACGCCAAUGCCACGAGGAGCACCAUGUGCUCGCCCUGCCCGCCCGGCCAUUACACGAACGAGUCUGGGGCCGCAGCCUGCAGAGCGUGCCAGAAAGGUAAAGUCUGAGUUUGGUUCGUAUUCAGCCCAGAUGAGCUCACAAC